AAGCGACGGUAUGCACUUAGGAAGGAACUUGUAUCCAUGCUGUUGGCUGUCUCUAUGUGCACAGCUCUACAUGCCAUGCAAGUAAAGAGCACUCCAUAUCUUUUAAGCUCUUUACGCCCCUCUUUGACAUAGAAAGGGCCAAAGAAAUCUACUGCUGAGUAUGUAAAAGGAGGUGAUGGUUCUAGUCUGUCAAUAGGCAAGUCUGCCAUCUUCUGUCCCUGUGUUGUACUUCUAACUUUACGAUAGAUAAUGCACUUUGAAAUGUGCCUUGAUACUAGGGAUGAUCCUCCUACUAUCCAGUAUCCACAUGACCUGAUUUCAUUUAAAGUUAUUCCCCUGCCUUGAUGAUUUGUCCUUUUGUGAUGGUGGCAUAUUAUCAGCUGGGUUAUGUGAGAUGUUUUGGGGAGGAUGACUGGAUGUUUGGAUUCAUCUGUCAGAUUAGAAAGCCUCAAUCUUCCUCCUACUCUCAUGAUAUUUUUGUCAAUGAAGAGAUCUAACUUAUAGAGGGAACUGGUCUUGUCUAUCACUUUUGUUCCCUUGCCAUUGUCUCCUUUGAUUAAAGAAUUAUGGUUAGCAGAUGAUUUCAGUACAUUUACAUAUCUCCUUUUGGAAUGCCUUUGCUUGCAGUUGUUUUAUAAUUUCAUUUUCAGCUUCUGACACUUGUGCUACAUUUACUGGCUCAUAUAUGUUUCUCUUUACUUUAGUAGUGCCAUCACCUUUUCCUCUGAAGCUGCUCAGAAGCUUGAGGCAUACAGCAACUGCCCUCUUUGCUUUAAACCAGUCAGAAAAAUACUUAAGUCUUUCUAGUAUAUCUAUGGGCUGUUGUGUACCUACAGCAUGGCAUACAACUUUCUUCCCUUCAGGAUCAUUCUUAUUUAUGACCUUGUACUGGGAAUGGCUAUCCAUUUUACUAUGCUGCCCAAGGAAUUCUGGGCCAUUCCACCAGAUCUUGCUAUUAAACAAUUCAUCUGCUGUCAUACCUCUAGAUGCAUGAUCUGCUGGGUUAUACUGUGUCUCUACAAAUUUCCACUGAUCUGGUGAAGUGUGAUCUCUUAUUGUAUCUACUCUAUUUGCAACAUAUACAUGGAAUCUCUUUGCUUCAUUUGCAAUGUAACCAAGGAUUACUUUGCUGUCUGUCCAAAAUACUUCUUCCACAUUAUUAUACUCAAGUUCUCCCUUCAAGAGUUUAUGGAUUCUAACUGACACCACUGCUGCUGCUAGUUCUAGUCUGGGAAUUGUCAUGGUUUUUAGAGGUGUGACAUGUGACUUUGCCAUUACUAAUGCACAAUGAAUUUAGCCAGUCUUGCUAAUUAAUCUAAUAUAUGACCACUGGCCAUAUCCCUCUUGACAGGCAUCUGAAAAGUGAUGGAGUUCAACCUUUUCUACUUCCCCAAAGUCAUCAGGUUUGUAGCAUCUAGGUACCUUUAACUGAUCUAGUUUGUGCAGCUCAUCCUUCCAUUUUAUCCAUUUAGGUUUGACAUAAUCUGUCACCUCAUCAUCCCAUUCAACUGCAUUCUUACAUAAUUCUUGUAAAAUUUGCUUUCCAGUCAGUAUGAGAGAUGACACUAGACCUAAUGGAUCAUAUAUAGAGCUCACUGUUGACAGAAUGCCUCUCCUGGUGAGUGGCUUGUCUUUCAAUUUUAUUCUAAAUUGAAAUGUGUCAGAUUCUAUGCACCACUCAACUCCCAAAGUUCUUUCUGUAGGCAGUGUGUCUUCAUUCUUACUAAAAUCCAAACUUUUAAUUCUAUCUGCUCUCUCAUGAGGAGAAAUUGCAGCUAAUACAUCUUCGUUGUUUUACAAGAACUUAUGAAGGUUAAAACCUCCCUUGUAACAUAAUUCUUUGCUCUGCUGAAUAAGAGUGGCAGCUUCAUCCAUUGUAUCUACUGACUUCAAACCAUCAUCAACAUAAAAGUUGUUUCUUACAAACUUGGCUGCAUCAGAUCCACACCCGUAGUCAUCUGCAGCUUUCUUAAGUGCAAAGUUGGCUACACUUGGAGAUGAUGUAGCUCCAAACAGGUGAGCUGUCAUCCUGUAUUCAGCUAUCUCAUUAUUAAGGUCACCAUUUUCCCACCAAAGGAAUCUUAACAUGUCUGUGUUCUGGGUUGACAUUCACUUGAUGGUACAUUGCUUCUAUAUCACAUACAAGUGCAAUCAUUUCUUGCCUAAACCUACACAACACUCCAAUAAGUUUGUUGGUAAGGUCUGGGCCUUGUAACAAGUGACUGUUUAAUGACAGGUUCCUGUAGUUUGCACUGCAGUCAAAGACAACUCUCAACUUCUUUGGCUUUCUCGGAUGAUAGACUCCAUGAUGUGGAAUGUACCAGACCUUACCAUCAUUCCUAACUAAAUCCUUUGUCAGUACAACCUCUGCAUAAUCCUUUGUAAUCAUAUCAUCCAUGAACAUUUUGUAAUCAUCUUUGUGUUGAUUAUCCUUCUCAAGUUUAGCUCUUAACUUCUUGAGUCUCUGCUCUGCUAAUAGUUUGUUGUUUGGAAGCUUGAUGUUAACAUCUUUAAGAGGAAGGGGCAACUCAUAAUGGCCAUCCUUCAGCUGAUGUACUCCUUCUUUCAUCUUACUCAUAAACCUUUUAUCUUCAUAUGAUAAUGGAGUGUCAGCUGACUUUCUAUCACUGAAGUCAAGUUCAAACAUAUCUCUCACUUGAGAAGGAUUAAUCAUCUCUUUGGUUUUAGUAGGAACCACUAAGAAAUUAACCCUCUUUUCUUCAUUGAUUUCUACUUCUUGUGUCACUGUUCUGUAGAGUACCACUGUAUCCUCCAAUGGACUUGAAUUGGGUGAGAUUCUACCAAUGAUCCCCCAACCUAGCUCUGUCCUACAAGCAUAGGGAUGCUUCUUGCUAUCACCUGCUAUUUGCUCUUCUGCCAUAAUGGCUUCUGCAUAAUCAAGACCAAUGAGGAGUCCUAUGUCAAUGUUUGGGUCAUAUUUCAUUAGUUUGUCAGAGUGGGGCCAGUCACAAGUGGGGCCAGUCACAAGCAGUCUCGGGCCUUGGUAUCUGACUCCAUCCAGCUGAAAUGUUUUCUGUUGAAUAUGCUGAAGGGAUUGAUAUUUCCACUUCUUCAUUAUAACCUCUUACUUUAAGUCCAUGAAUUUUGAUAGAAUCAGUGAUUUGUUUUCCACUUAUUGUGUGGAUAUUAAGUGACACUGAUGGUCUGCUAACUCCCAAUUUAUUCAGAGUGCUUUCCUUGAUGAAUGAAGCAUCAGACUGCUCAUCCAGCAGGGCAUACACUAAAACUUUAUUCUCUUCAUUACUAACAUGAUGCAACCAUACAGGAACUAUCAUGGUGUGCAUGUCAUGUGUCACUGAUUCUGUAACUUUGACCUUAUUUGCUACUACUGUGGGUUUAUCAUCUUUAGGCUGAGUUGCUUGUGCUGGCACCUUUUGGCUCUCAGUUCUUGUCACAUCAUCAUUGUGAAGAGCUGUGAGAUGGUAUCUCUGACAUACUUUACAAACUUUCCUUCUUCUACAAUCCUUUCCUUUGUGACCCAUUUUUAGACACCCUGUACAUAACCAUUUUUCUUUAGCAAAUUUGUACCUAGUAUUACCAUUAAGUUUGGCAAAUUCCUUGCAAUCAUCUAAAUCAUGAUCCUUUGUACAGUAGUGACAGAAUCGUCCUUUCCUUUCCAGGUCCUUGGGAUACUGUUUGUUGGCUUGUACAUUUACUUUACUUUGGAAUGACUACAUUGGUUUUUCCUCAAUUGCUUUAGCCAUGAAAGUUCUACUCCCUCUAUUCUUUGUCAUGAUGUUUGAUUCCCUUGGUUUCCAGUUGGUUGCCCUUGUGUGAGUUUUGAUCCAGUCAUUUACUUCCCUACUUACUGAAUUCCAGGAAACAAAGGGAUUGCUUGCUCCUUUUGCUUCUUUCUGGACAAAUUCACAUAACAUUUCAAAGGGUGGAUGGUGCUCUUCAUCACUACUAGGAGUGUUGUUAUUACUGUUAGUAUCAAGAUAUAUCAUUACUUGCUUUCUUCAGUCAUGAACAGUAUGUUCAGGGAGUUUUGCUAGCACCUUUCUCUGCUCUCUCGGGUCAUUCAGAAAUGACAAAUGAGAAGUGUGUUUCAUUGCAGCUAAACAGCACUUCAAAAAAUCUGAGAAUGCUGUUAAUGCUGGACCAUUAUGCAGAGAGAGAUUGGUAGCCAAUUCAUUAACAUUUUUGUGUAAGCAUCAGCUAUGAUGCUUUUGUCUCCAAAUCUAUCCCUAAGAAUUUUCUUUUGCUUGCACAUAGUCAGCAUCAGAGUUAGAGUGCAUUAACAUUUUAAUAGCAUCCUUUGCCUCACCAGUUGUAUACCUGUCUAAGUAGGCAAGUCUCUCUCUACCAAUAGAAAUUUUAGACUCUACAUAAGUUUCAAAGUUUUUCAACCAACUUGGAAAUUCCAUGGGUUCUCCAUCAAAGGUGUUAGGUUCUAUUGGAGGGAGGCUCCACUUGGGAUCAGGUAUGUCAAUUGCAAAGGUUCCCUCAGGAUGGGAAAAGGAUUGAUGAUUCUGUCUCACAUUAUUAGGCAUGUUGACAUUAUGAGUGUGUCUACGAGAGCCUGGUACAAGACUUUGAGCUGUAGGUUUGAGAUUUAUUACCUGAGGUUCACUAAAUAUUUGUCCAUCUACUUCAUUUGUCAUCAUUUCAUUAUCUCUAUUGCAAGAAGGUUCCUGUGGGUCAUGGAAUGUAACAUAUUUGUGAAGCAUGGCAUUGUCACUUUGUUGAUUUGCUUUGUAAUUUUGUGACUCUAUGUAUUGUUGAAGAUAACUUUGCUUCUCUACACUUUCAUCAUUACCUGGAAACAUUUUUACUUCUUCUUCAACUAAGCUAAGAGCAUUAAGUUCUGCACUACCAACUGCUACUGCAACUGCAACUACAACUGCAACUGCAACUGCUAAAUCUCUCUUUCUUUUUCUUUGCAAACAUUGCCUGGUCUCUUGCUAACAUAACUUCUGCCUCUGCUUUUGUCUUAGCAAACCUAACUUCUACCUCUUCUAAACUAUCAUGAUAUUCCAUUUCCUUUCUAAGUCUGGCUACCUUUGCUGCUGCUUCUUGCUUUCUUUGUGCUGAUGAACGUGAUGAAGUAGAUGAGACUCUAGAAUGUCUAGACCAUUUGCUAGAACAAAUUGAUCCUUUGUCAUUCUUUAAUUCUUUUCUUUUACAUUCUAUACUUUCUAAUAUUUCAGGGUGAACUCGUUGGUUGUGUUCCAGCUCUUCAUUUAGCUCCUCUGACUUUUCUGGCUCUAGUUCCACCAGUUUUGUGUAUUCCACAUAAUACUGAUGAAAUGCCUCUAUUACUUCACUUGACAUGGGCUCUAAUUCAAAGGGGCUAAUUAAAAUUUUUAGUCCUUUCUUAAUUUUGCUGGUAACACUGCUCCAUUUACGCUUACAGGACUCUGCUCUUCCUUUGGUUACACCGACUUGAUAUUCUCUUCCUUUGUCAGUCAGCACUCGCUCCCUGACACUAACUUCUUCAUUACAAGUUUGAUCUUUGUCUACUUGCUCACCCUCACCUUCCCUAAGGCCAUCUACGUCAUUAAUUUCCCCAGUAUCAGACAUAUCUAACAACUUAAUUGUGUUAAUACUGAGACACUGAAAGAGCAAUUAAAAUUACCACUCUAGUACUAGCUAAUUCUGGGUAAUUUUCACUUAGGCUACUCAAUUCAGUGCACAUACAUACUAUUAUAUUUUCUUGCCUGUGAUCAUGGGUUCUACAAAAUGGUGGCGAGGCACAGUGGGUAGAAGGGAGUGGUUGCCGUCAAGGGUAGAACUGACCCCAGGGCCUCAGAGGUCAACCUAUAGGCUUACAUCAACGUCCCCUCAUCCCGUGACUCACUCUUGCUACAGUUUCACAUGGAGCCAAUUUCUUGCUUGUAGGACAAGUUCUUACUGUAGCCGCACUGGCUAAGCAUCAAUUGGCUCUCAGGUGAUCUGUUUUACUGAUCACAGCCAUCAUCGUGGGGUUGAGGAAAGGCAGUUCUCCCUGACACGUUUAUCGAUGAGGUAGGCAUGACCGUAAGAACUGCGAACAAGUUCUCGGUCUCAAUUUCUUACAAAAUAACAUUAUACACUGAUAUUAAACACUUUCAACAUAUUACAAUAUUCAUUAACAAUACAUGCAAUUAACUUAGCACUAUGACAAUCAGUUUUUACUACAAAAUUGAAGUAUUUACCUUGGUCACCAUCCUGCCCAUCUUUGUCUGAGCGCGACUUGGCCGUGAGUGAUGCCCGCAGGCGACCAGCGGGUUAACCCCACACUACCAACAAGUGAGCAUCGGCUUCGGUGCUUAAUAUAGCAUUGAAUACUGAUACUUACACAUAUUACACGUUUUCAUGCAAAUAGAAAACUAUUGAACAUUUCACUUAUAAAUGCCGAGGAAUUAUGACGUGAGGUACAUAAGCUUUACAUACAGUAACAUACAACAUCCUUGGCUACCUUUUCUUGUUCUCUUUCCCUCUUGUAUCUUACUGGCUCUAUUUCCACUUUUAAUCCAUAUACAGUAAAAUCCCUCUCAUCCGGCAUUCGAGUAUCCGGCAGUUUCAAGUAUCCGGCACAUUUUUCCCUAAGCCUUAAAAUCAAUAAAAAAUCAAUGUGUACUCAUAAAAUCAAUUAAAAUUCCCGUGCGAGGCAUACUUUGUCCCCUCGCCACCAGAGUGCACUGCUUCGCGCCACCUGCGGCCCACUGCACUGUGUUUACUUAGUGACUAAUUCCCGCGUGUGCACUGUUUAUUGCCUGACGCCUUCAUCAUGCCUAAAGUUUUAGAAAAGAGGAAGCGUGUUGUGCUUACACUUAAGCAGACGGUAGACAUUUGUCGACGAUUAGAGAGAGGUGAAAGCAGACAGCAACUAAUGGCGGAAUAUGGUGUGGGCUCAUCAACUAUUUAUGACAUUAAAUCCCAAACGAAAAAGUUGCGGGAUUACAUGAAAGCCACCGACACCCCAAAGGCAGUGGAAAAUCAUCACACACUGCAGUAUCAUCGUGGUGAAAUGAUGGACAAAGUGUUAUACGAGUGGUUCAGCUUAAAAAAAUCAAAAGGAGUCACAAUUACAGGCCCAAUGCUACAAGAGAAAGGGCGUGAUUUAGCUAAGAAGAUGGGCAAGGAAGGGGCAUGCCAGUUCUCUGAUGGCUGGCUCCACAGGUUCAAGGUUCGUCACAGCAUAAGGAAGCUGGACAUCUCGGGAGAAUCAAAAUCUGCCAACUUACCCUCGGCUGAAGAGUUUGUCGACAGGUUUGCGAAGAUAGUUAAGCAGCAUAACCUGACAUCUGAGCAGAUUUACAACGCCGACGAGACUGGCCUGUUCUACUGCUGUCUGCCAAGAACCACAGUUGCAAGCGAGUCGGAGGGAGACGUGAAGGGAUUCAAACAGAGCAAGGACAGGCUGACAGUUCUGUGCUGCGCUAACAUGGCUGGUAUGCACAAAGUCAAGUUGUGCGUGGUUGGCAAGCACAAGAAGCUGCACUGUUUUAAAAACGUGAAUUACCUGCCUGUUGAUUAUCGUAACCAACGAAGUGCUUGGAUGACGGCUGAAAUUUUCCUUGACUGGUUCAAGCAUUGCUUUGUGCCAUCUGUCAAGGAAAAUCUGAAGAAAAAUGGUCUCCCAGAGGACAGUAAGGUAGUUUUAUUAUUAGAUAAUUGUAGAGCUCAUCCACCAGCAGAGGAACUUGUUGUGGGAAAUAUUUUUGCUGUAUAUUUGCCCCUUAAUGUCACAAGUGUUAUUCAACCCAUGGAUCAAGGGGUCAUUCAAAAUUUUAAGAUGAACUAUUGUAAGAGUUUCCUUCGCAAACUUGUUAAUUAUGAGGACAGCACAAUCCCCGAGUUCCAAAAACAGUUUAACGUUAAGGAUGCGAUAUUCAUGGCUUCACUUGCUUGGCUAGAUGUUAAAAGGCAAACAUUGAUGCGAUGUUGGCGCAAAUUGUACCCUUUGAUGAUGUGUGAUGAUGAGGAUGAUGAGGAGUUUGAAGGGUUUGUAGGUGGCAUGAAAAAUUAGGUGGUGAGCGAGCUGAGGGAAAUGGGGAGAAAUGUGCAACUUAAAGUGACAGAUGAAGCGUUACAGGAAUGGGUGGACAUGGACGAAAAUCAGGCCGUAACAUUCACUCUCACAGACGAGGAAUUUAUCAACGCUGUAGUAGAAGAUCAUUUAGAGAAAAUUAGUGAUGAUAGUGAUGAUGAUGAUGAUAAUGAGCCUAAAGUAACUUGGGAACAGGCUGCGAAACACAUAGCUGGCUUUGUCAGGUUUGCUGAGCAGUGCACAUACAUGUCAACCCGAGAUGUUAUGACCCUUCACUGCAUUGAGAAUGAGUUUUUGCUGCAAAGAAGAAGGAACUGCAAACAAGGAGACAUUAGAAACUAUUUUAAAGUAGCUUGUAAGGGAAAAGAAGUGGGGCAAACAAGUACAGAAUCUGAUGAUGUUGAUGACCUGGAGGGUGUUGAAUGAGAGGUGUGGGGAGCGAAAAAGUGUGACAAACACUCGUACAUUUUCAUAUCUUUGUUGUAUGCUAUACAUGUUGGCUAAUAUUGAAUAAAGCAAAUAAGUGUA
Scylla paramamosain (green mud crab) is the source of this 8524-nucleotide messenger RNA. RefSeq names its product jerky protein homolog. The record is from RefSeq and is a predicted model, not a curated record. Gene Ontology annotation, molecular function: DNA binding. NCBI's taxonomy places the organism in Eukaryota, Metazoa, Arthropoda, Malacostraca, Decapoda, Portunidae. The coding region runs from base 6734 to 7975 and encodes 413 amino acids. Gene Ontology annotation, cellular component: nucleus. The transcript has 2 exons.